Molecule: messenger RNA, 1073 nt
Organism: Puma concolor (puma)
Lineage: Eukaryota; Metazoa; Chordata; Mammalia; Carnivora; Felidae
Source: RefSeq, a predicted model, not a curated record
CAAGGUGAUGAUUAUACAAAGAGUGGUAUUGAAUUCCCGACCUGGAAAAAAUGGUAAUCCAGUGGCAGAAAAUUUCCGAAUAGAAGAAGUAAAUUUACCAAAUAAUAUCAAUGAAGGACAAGUACAAGUGAGAACUCUUUAUCUUUCUGUGGAUCCUUACAUGCGUUGCAGAAUGAAUGAAGACACUGGCAGUGAUUAUAUAACACCUUGGCAGCUGUCUCAAGUGGUUGAUGGUGGAGGUAUUGGGAUUGUAGAAGAAAGCAAACACGUACAUUUUACUAAAGGCGAUUUUGUGACUUCUUUCUAUUGGCCCUGGCAAACCAAGGCUAUUCUGAAUGGAAACAGCCUUGAGAAGGUAGACCCACAACUUGCAAAUGGACACCUUUCAUACUUUCUUGGAGCUAUAGGUAUGCCUGGUUUGACUUCCUUGAUUGGGAUACAGGAGAAAGGUCAUAUAACUGCUGGAUCUAAUCAGACAAUGGUUGUUAGUGGGGCUGCUGGUGCUUGUGGAUCCUUGGCUGGGCAGAUUGGCCAUUUGAUGGGCUGUUCCAGAGUGGUGGGAAUUUGUGGAACACAGGAGAAGUGCCACCUUCUGACCUCAGAACUGGGCUUUGAUGCUGCAAUUAAUUAUAAAAAGGGGAAUGUGGCAGAACAGCUCCGUGAAUUUUGUCCAGCUGGAGUGGAUGUUUACUUUGACAAUGUUGGUGGUGACAUCAGUGAUACAGUGAUAAGUCAGAUGAAUCAGAACAGCCAUAUCAUCCUGUGUGGUCAGAUUUCUCAGUACAACAAAGAUGUGCCUUAUCCUCCUCCACUACCCCCUGCUGUAGAAGCAAUCCAAAAAGAAAGAAACAUCACAAGAGAAAGAUUUCUGGUGUUAAACUAUAAGGACAAAUUUGAGUCUGGCAUUCUACAGCUGAGUCAGUGGUUUAAAGAAGGAAAGCUAAAGAUUAAAGAGACUGUGGUAAAUGGAUUGGAAAACAUGGGAGUUGCAUUCCAGUCCAUGAUGACAGGAGGUAACAUCGGAAAGCAGAUAGUUUGCAUUUCAGAAGAAACCUCUUUGUAAUAUGUAUAAG